GUUAUAGUCUGAACAGGAAUAGUGACAUGAUAUACUUCCACUUACAUAUGUAUUUGUCAAAGUCAGGUAUCAAUGACAAUAACCGGGGAAGCGACAUAGUCCGACACCGCCAUGGAAACUGCAUUUUCUCGUUUACCUCCUGUGCAAGUGAUGCAAUAUCGGCCUACUGCCACUGCAUUACCCUCCCUUCUUCCUCUUUUCAAGGUCCCCUUCUCUUCCACCAAGCUACAGUCUACCAACCAAAUACCUCUUCACUUCAUAGUUUUGAUUAUAACACAGGCAUUUGUUUUGAUCUAAUACAGCUCUACAGAGAAGAAACGCAACUCAGCUCAAUCACCCAUUACUGAUUUUGAAAUUCUCACCUCAACAGAUAUGGCAUCUUGUCAACUCAACACGGACCCUCUGGCCACAGAAGCCGACAUCGCAGCGGUUGAUGAACAACUUGCGGAAAUUGAACACUAGUUUGGGAUGAGGGAAAGUAAACAACUCGCCGCCGAUUCCGGGGACAAGGAUAUCGCGUGGAUAGUUUUUGAGCAAGAGAUAAAAGUCAUGAGGACAACAUUGAUGGGGUUGAAAAUUGCACGCAGUACAACCUCAGCCGUCAGUCAAGACGGUCUGCUGAUUACACUAUUGCAAGCUGAAGAAGCGCAGGCUAGCAGUAAUCGACUUCUCACUCAACGAGCUAGUCGAGGUGAGCUUGUCCCCUCAUCACGACGUACUGCCUCGGUUUCCUCGGUCAUUCUUAAAAGAGACCUCGAAAUCAGUACGCGAGUUUCAUCAGAUCAAGAUAAGCUUGAGCGACAGCAGCAAAAUGACGCCUUUCAUCACUCGACCGCACCUAUCUUGACCCAGCACCAAGAGGAAGCAAUGCGGGGGUUUGAAUGCGAUGCAAGUUGUACCGCCUGCUACGAAAUAUUCUCUCUGGGCGAUCUGGCUCCUCUGAACUGCACAUACCUCUACUGUGAUGACUGCCUCAGGAACCUGUUUCUUCAAGCCACAAAAGAUCCCUCGCUUUUCCCUCCACGAUGCUGUCGUCAACCAAUUGCUCUUCUAAGUAUAGAAUAUCUAGUGCUGCAAGAAGAAGUUCAGGACUUUUGUGAGGCGGAAAUUGAAUUCACAACCGUUAAUCGUAUAUACUGCAGUAGCCUCGAGUGCGGAAAGUUCAUCCCACCAGUCCAGAUAACCUCUGACCAGGCACACUGCCUUGCCUGCGACGUACUAAACUACUCUACAUAUAAGAAUUUGUUCUAUCAGGGUGAAGACUGUCCAGAAGAUAUAGCAUCAGAAGCUAAAUUAAAUCUAGCCAGAAGCGAAGGAUGGCAAUGUUGCUUCUUCUGUAGGGCUAUCAUACAACUCAGCAUAGGCAGCCACCAUACAACAUAA
Aspergillus homomorphus CBS 101889 is the source of this 1383-nucleotide messenger RNA. RefSeq lists its product as uncharacterized. NCBI's taxonomy places the organism in Eukaryota, Fungi, Ascomycota, Eurotiomycetes, Eurotiales, Aspergillaceae. The transcript has a single exon. The coding region runs from base 469 to 1383 and encodes 304 amino acids. The record is from RefSeq and is a predicted model, not a curated record.